Bacillus rossius redtenbacheri is the source of this 2816-nucleotide messenger RNA. Its product is annotated as transmembrane protein 117-like. Gene Ontology annotation, biological process: intrinsic apoptotic signaling pathway in response to endoplasmic reticulum stress. The record is from RefSeq and is a predicted model, not a curated record. The transcript is spliced from 12 exons. NCBI's taxonomy places the organism in Eukaryota, Metazoa, Arthropoda, Insecta, Phasmatodea, Bacillidae. The coding region runs from base 749 to 2590 and encodes 613 amino acids.
UUUUACAAUACACACACACCGUGCGAAGAACGGAACAGUCCUUCUUCAAGCUCGAGGCGUGUGCAAGUAAAGUGUACUGUAUGCUGUCACCCGGUGCAUUAGCAGCUCGGUGUGUUCUGUGGUUGUAUUGAUUUAAAGCGUUGUCGCGCCAGGCGUAGUAUCGGCUAGUUCAAGUGCUCGUCACAAAACUAGGAUCUACUGCUCAAAAUCUACGCGGUAUCCAUGAAGCUGUGGUCACACAAACUUAGAAUGAAAAGACAAUCUUGUAGGAUACAAAACUUACCACAAAAAAAGAAGAUCGUAGGUUCGCAAAAUCACGAAAUAUCGUCUCAGCGCAAAGUGAAAUUUACUAACUAUUCAUAACGAUGUCAAGAAAGAACUCGUUUCUUUGUCUCACAUUCCUCGCCACGGGCAUCGGAUAAGAAUUAUUUUUUUCAGAGGGAUUUUUGACGAACAGACUUUUAUCCGUUUACAAUAUACUGAGCCAAUUAAAUCCGCUACUUCUAACACAUUCUGUCCAAAAAAAUAUAUAUAUUAAUAUAGUUCGUGUUGAUGUUUGGAGUGUUGAGAGUGAGUAUUUUUGAUAUCCAAAUAGACUAGUUGACUCGAACUCGAGAUGUCGGUUGGUCGGCGCGGUUGAACUCUCCACUGGGUCGGGGAAUGAAGCCGAGAGCAGGCAACUGAGGCACACCGAGGCACACCGAGGCACGCCGAGGCACGCCGAGGCACGCCGAGGCGAGCGGACGGCAUGGCCUCGCCGUCGCGCGUGCACAGGUCGACUCUCUCGCUGCGCGCGGCCUCCGCCGCCGACUUCUGGGGCCGCCUGUCGCAGAGCAUGGCGUUCAUCGACGGCAGCACGCGCAGCUCCUCCGCGGACUCGUCGUCCCUAGGGGGUCGCGGGAGGGCGGCCUGCCAGCGGCGCGCGCAGGCCGGCGGCGACCGCAGCCAGCAGGAGACGUGGCACCACGUGUUCGCCGAGGGCGGCGACUGGGAGCUGAGGGCGUGCCUGCCCCCGGCGACCACCUCCGCGUCGGUGCUGCUGGAGCUGACCGCCGCCGGCGCGGACUGCCGCGUCGCCCGGCGCCUCUCCACGCCCGCCGACCUGUGGCGCGCCCACGCGAGAAAGCCCAGCAGCUGGGAGGAGAGCUCGGCGCUGCAGAGGCGCCGCAGCGCGCUCCUGGUCGCGGCGCGGCGCGGCAACACCGCCGGCCGCGGCGCCGGCAACACCGCCGGCCGCGGCGCCGGCAACGCCGCCUUCCUCGUGCUGCCCGCCGCCGCCGACGAGGACAAGAGGGACGCGCGCUACUUCUUCCAGCACCCCUACAGCCGCCUCUGCGUCACCUACCUCGUCAUCUUCUGCAACUUCCUGCUGUUCGCCGAGGACCCCAUUUCCCACAGCCACACGGAGUCUGAUAUCCCUGUGGUUGGAAACGUGUUUAGUUUUGUGCUAACAAAAUACCCUCCCGAAUGGCGGUGGUCUGUGAUUAAGGUUUUAACUUGGCUAUUGGCGAUGAUGUGCGGAAUGAUUUUGGGCAAACUAAUUAUACACGGUAUCCUCUUCAGUCAAAUACUUCGAUUGAAGAUGUUCAGGGAUGAUCAGGGUUCAUGGAUGACUAUGUUCCUGACAGUGAUUGUGUCUUUAUAUAUGUUCUCCCAUGCGUACAACCUACUGCUGUUUCUGUGGUAUAAUGAUGCAAGCUACCAGAUAAAUAGCCAUAUGGGCGUAACAAAUGCAAGCCUGAUGAAGGCGGCGGCGUGCAGCACGUGGCUGGGGGACCUGGUGACCGCGCUCAUGGUCACCGACAUGAUGCUGCAAGACACGCUGUACCCGCUGUGGGCGCCGCGCCUGCGCGCGCUCUGGCGCCGCUCCGACCUGCCGCGCAUCCUCGUCUUCUGGGUGGGCUCGGUGCUGGCCACCGCCGUCGUCGUCACGCUCAUCGUCAGCGACUGGAUCUCCUGGGACCACCUCAACAAGGACUUCCUGUCCACCACCGAGCUAUCAAGGGCGUUCCUGGCCUCCUCCAUCCUCGUGAUGGACCUGCUGAUCGUGAUGCAGGAUUGGGACUUUCCACACUUCACGACAACUUUGCACGUCAAUCUGCCUGGCUUCAACGUUGCCACUCUCAAGUGGAAGUAUGCUGAAGUCGACAUCACAGGUAAAUGGUUCAACUAUGGGAUAAUAGUGAUGGUUACGCUGCUCGACUUGAACAUGUGGAAGAAUCAAAUUAUUUACGACCCAGCAGAAUUCGGACAAUAUACAGGCCCGGACGACAAGAUCCGCACGGUGAACGACUGGGAGGUACUAGAGACCGGGAACGCCAGCUACUGGACGUGGGAGAGCCGCUCGCGAGUCAAUCCAGACACGGGACAGCCUUAUUUCUUCGAGGACAUGGAGAUGAACUCACGCUACAUGGGCUACCCACUGUCUGCUAAGUGGGCUGCUUUCAUCCCGUCUGGCAUCAUUCUUCUGUUGUUCAUUCUGCUGGUCACACUUUAUGGAAGGUUCCCUCUUAUACAGGCUUACAAUUUGAAGAAUGUAGACAGGCAGUGCAUACACAGCCAGAAAGCAGAAGCAGAAGAUACUCUGUAAAAUGAUUUAUUUGCUUACUAGUGCAAUAUGGGACCACAAAACUAACGUGUACUCGUAUUAGUCACUCCACAAAAUGACUCUUUGCAUAAAUGAAUAACUAACAUUUAUAAAUGAAAAAUAUAAUCUUUAAAGUUAGCAUUUGUUUCACAUGUGAAAUUUAAAAAUAUGUAUAUAUAGUUACGGGAAAAUAAUGUAAAAAACCAAAAAAAAAUACCAUUUUAUUGGA